Trichogramma pretiosum is the source of this 1720-nucleotide messenger RNA. RefSeq lists its product as uncharacterized. Lineage: Eukaryota; Metazoa; Arthropoda; Insecta; Hymenoptera; Trichogrammatidae. The transcript is spliced from 6 exons. The record is from RefSeq and is a predicted model, not a curated record. Bases 266 to 1099 code for a protein of 277 amino acids.
UCUGUCAUUCGCGCGAAUUCGCACGUUGCGCAGCAAAAGCUAUGUGUUUAUAUUGAGUUAUUGACCAAAUCGUGAUUCUCGAUGAAGGAAUAAAAAAGAAGUUUACUAAAGCUCCGAUGACAAUUGUAAAAGCAGCUCUCCUACAAAGUUAUUUGGUUAAUGUUACGAUAAAACAUUGAAAAUUGUGAAACUUUCCUGUAAAUACAACUUUAAUUUCUACGAACGGAUUUUGUUUUGAAUCAAGUUAAUUUGUGUAAAAUAAAAUAUGAAGCCAGACGUAUAUAACGAUAUUAGACUUAGCAUAAAACUAUUCAAAGGUCUCUCAAGACAUUGUGGAAAAAUGCUUCAGAGCACCUAUCCAAGCGUUGAUAGAAAUACUUUGUUGAGUAUACUUCAGCAAGAGAUUACUCAACGAAUGAAAGUUAAUCAUUCAAAAGUUUUUGGAAAAGAUAAAUCUUACUAUGGAGCUUAUUUAGAAGCUGUUCAAAAAGGAGAAUCUGCUGGAAUAUUGUUGAGGAUGGCAACCGCACUUGAAACUUGUCCUAUGUUAUUAGCUAAGCGUAUUUUAAAAUCUUGCUAUGAUCCAGAAGACAAAAUGAAUAAUAAGGACCUAAACAAACUAAUGCAUGAUACAACUUUAAUUGAAGAUGCAACACUAGCAUAUGAAAUUUAUUUGUGUGUUCUUUUUGAUGAUCAAAAUGGUCCAAUAUCAAACUCAAUUAAAGACUCUAUUGGUAGAGAAUAUGAAUUGAAAUUAGAGCGACUUUUAGACAAUCGUAAAAUUCCAUUUCAUAAUGAAGAAUUCCUUAGAGCAAAAGGAUAUGACAAAACACCAGAUUGUAAAUUAAUUUUACCAAUUGCUGUAAAUGGAAAAAUUAUAAAUUGGAUUGAAUCCAAAGCUCAGUUUGGUAGUCCAACUGUUCAUCAAAGAUAUCACAAGGAACAAUACUCUAGUUAUUGGAAUAGAUUUGGAACUGGAUUAGUAAUUUAUUGGUUUGAUUUCUCAGAUGAUAUUAUAGACACAGAAGAAAAAAGAUACAUUGUUAUGAAUAAAUUUCCUGAACAUAUAGUUACUAUGGAUCCUAGUGCCAUCAAGUGAUAGUUAAACGGAGAAAAAAUUGUACAUAAAUAUUUUUAAUCUCUUGUAAUUAGUGCUUCCAAUAGCAAUGUAACGUCGUGAUUGUCUCUUUUAUAAACUUAAACUUAAAUGUAUGUAGCUUGUUAUUUGCUCUACUUACUUGGACAUAACAAUUAAAAAUUAAUUUAAAUCUUAUUGUAAUGGAAAGAAAAUUACAAAUUUGUUUUGAAACGGUGAAAAUUUUGAUUUAAAAACAUCUUUAUAACAACUUUGAAAUAAAAUAUUUUUAUUUUAUCAAUGUUUCAGAAAAGAUGUUUGGCACAAAUACUUAAUGUACAAUAAUUUUUCUUUCAUAUUCAUAAUGUUAUUUAGAAAUGAGUAGGGUGAAUACACUAUUGAGAAUAUAUAUCUAUAUUCAAUAAUAAAAACAGAAUUUUAUAGUAAGAAUCACUUUUUAUUAGUAACAUAAUAAAAGUGUGCAUUACAAAUUUUUAUGUUAUGACAUGUAAACAUUUUUGAACCACAGUAUGUUGAAUAUCGUGCAGCAUAAUUUUUAAAUGUUAAUAGUAAAAAAUGUAAUAAUGUUAUAAAAAGAUAUUCAUGAAUGUCAUUAACAAUAAACAUCACAUAUUUUUAAAAUUA